AUGAUUGAUUGCACCAAAAUGUCGGUCUUUUUGGAAAUUUUGUACCGUAUUUGUUGCUGGAACGAUGAACAAGGAAAAGAUGAUCUUAACUGUGAUAAUGAAAGCUUGCUCAGAAACAAAAGUAGAAAUCCAAACCCUUCUGAUUAUCAUGCUAUUGACCCAUUUCCAAGGACCUUUGCUCCAACUACUUACACUAAUCACUUCAUAAAGCAAAACAAUGCAAAGACCGGCCUUCAGAACAUUCAGUCACAAAGCUAUUCAAAUUCUUCAAAAUUGGCUCAGACAUCGAUAAACACUAGCCUCUCUGUUCGAACCCAAGAGAUAAACCAAAAGAAUUCAGUUCCAAAUAAGCUGCUUGAUGCUUCAAAAGUCCCUCAUAAGCCGACAAUUUUACCUUCAUUGUCCUCUUCUAGUUAUGUUGUUCAAAGUAAGACAGUUAAUUUCGAAACAAACAAAACAGCUGACCAAAAAUGGACCCAGAAUUUUUCUCCAAUUUCCUCUCAACCAUCUCCAUCUCCAUCUUCCUCUAAACCCCCAACUUUAUCUAAGCAAACUCAAUCUUUAACAAGGACACACACAACUUUCUCCAAACCAUCACCAUCUUUGUCUGUGCCACCUCUGUCUUCCUCUAAACCGACUUCACCAUCGUCCUUAUCUUCAUCUUCUUUUCAGACUUCAUCUUUCCCGAAACCACCUCCACUUUCGAAUAAGCCUACUCUUUCUCCUGCUUCAUCUAAUCCGAAAAAUGACCAGACACACACCAAGUACAUUUGGGUUCAGGAGGGUUCAUCACCUACACAUGUGAUUCCCGAGGAUAUCAAAGAAUUGAUUAAGAAAGACGUUGUUCCUGGAGUGCUCAAGAAGCCCUUGUCUCCGUUGACCUACAAGGAUUACUUUCAUGCUCUGCUUUAUGCCGAGGAUUACUACCUUGAGGUACAUAGAACAAAUAUUUUUAUUUCUGCUAAUAUUUUGUAA
Messenger RNA from Ilex paraguariensis (yerba mate), 975 nucleotides. The record is from the annotation of a GenBank genome assembly. Lineage: Eukaryota; Viridiplantae; Streptophyta; Magnoliopsida; Aquifoliales; Aquifoliaceae.